AUGGACCUUGCGGUCGUUCCUUAUAGCUCGCCUUUGAUCUUCGCCUCUGGCGGGUCACUGGUGGGCUGGGAGGACACCCAAGGGCUGCUGGGCACGGCCGAGCUCAGCACCCGUGGUAGGCCGGGCCCCGCCGACGCCUGCGCAUACUCCUUUGGACCGGUGGGCACGGAUUUCCCAGAGGGCUGUGAACUUCGUUCGGAGCCGGAGGCGGCUCUCUUUGGCCUUUGCCAACCUCGGGAACUACAGCCUCCGCAACACCACCGAGUCCCGCUCUUCAAAAUGGACCCGACCGACGCGGAGCUGGCGGCGAUAGCAGACCUACCGGGAGUGUUCACUUGGGCAGGAGUGACAGGGGCCCUGGAGCGAGCACUGCGGGCGGCAUUGGGCGACCCAGCUCGCGUGCGAGAGCUAGCCCUCGUCCCUAGAGCUGCCUGGGACACCCUGGUGAGCACCCUGCGAGUGGCAGGACCAGCCGACGCCGACGGCAAUCCAGGCCCGCCCCGGGACUUGACCUUGGUAGAAAGAGCCGGGUCGAGGGGAACAAGCCCGCCAGCACCAGCUCCGACAACGGGGCCGGCACCCACGGGGAGCACACCGGCGACAGGAGCGAGGAGGCUGAAGUUGUCGUCCAUCCUCGACCCCACCUUGGACGCCGAGGUCUCGCCGCUGGGCGCAGCCGAGCUGCAACAGCUCUACAAGGACUACAAGGCCAAGUUCGGCGACUACCCCAGCCCGGAUGCCGAUCCCUCCUCGGAUCAAGUGGCGUCGCUGCGCCAGGUGGUGGCCGCGGGAGCUGCACCUUACGCAGAUUUCUCGCUGUUCGGGCCUCACGGCCUGCGCCUCCUUCGCAAGCAGACGUUCACGAGCUACACUCUGAACGUUGCCACGGGCGAGUGGUCCAAGAAGGAGCAGCCGGGCCCCUCGAGCUACCACACGUGGAUGGAAGCUUGGAAGGUGUUCCGCACCACGCUCCUCUUGCUGGAGAUCGCCGACGCGGAGCGGCUGGACGCCUACGCGGAGCACGUCAGGUCAUAUGUCACCCAGUUUUCCGAUAACUGCUGGUGGCUGAUCUACAGGGCGGAGAACCGCCUUCGCUGUGAACAUCUCGAACGCAUCCGGCGGACCUUGACGGACCGCCCGGAGUUCGGGUUCACUAGCGCACGGCCCUGGAAUGCGUGCUUUGCUGCGGCCGUCCGUGACAGCGACUUCUGGACGAGAGAGCUGAUCACGCCCGCGACCCUUUGUGGGGCCGAUGAUGGCUCCCCUAAGAAGAAGCAAAAGAAGGGGCGCUAUGACGGGGAGGACAAGAGUGAGAAGAAGGACGGGGUGUAUGUCCUCAACAGGCCCGGGGGUGAGACAGCGGCGGCUCCGCCUGGCACUUCUCAUGGGGGGCGGUACGUCAAGCCGACGCCGAAGCGGAAAGCAGGGCCGGCAGACGACGCGAACCAGCAGCUUGUGGACAAGACGGCGCAGUCCAAGGCAUCGGGCACCCGACCCUCCGAGCCGCGUCAGCCUCCAGCGCAGAAGCCACCGACGCCGCCACGGGCCAGGCCGGCGAUCAAGCGCAAGAGGCCCGAUGCCACCCAGCCGGCCACUUCCUCCACAGCCGACGGAAGCCCGAAGGCCAAGGUGAAGAGGCACGCAGCGGCGGCAGCCACGGGCAACAGAACGAAGGGUGCGAGCGGCAAGCUGGCCAGCACCCAAAGCCUCCUGCUGGUUCCCCCGCUGGAGACGGCGUGGCCCGACUACCAGCCACUUGUCCGGGGCCCACGGCCGUAUGGGAUGUGGAUGGAGCAGCCCGCCGACACCUUUGUGGAGAGGCCUUGGGCACUCGUCCUUUUCAGUGGCCGGCGCCGCAAAGGAGACCUUCCCAACUGGCUGGUGCACUAUGGCUUCAUGGUGUGCUGUGUCGACAGGGACUCCUCGCCGUCGUGCGACGUCCUCGACGAAAGUCAGUGGAACUUAGUCGAACGAGACAUCAUUGACGGGCACUUCUCGGUGGUGUGGGCUGGCACACCUUGCGGCACCUUCAGCCCUCUGAGGGAGGUCCGCCCUGGACCCCGCCCGCUCCGCACGGUUGAGCACAUAGAGGGCAAGCCGGACCUCAGCCCGUCGGAGAAGACACAGGUCAAAGAGGCCAACGUGCUGGUGGAACGCACGCAUGAUGCACUGGUGGCGGCCUGGGACCAAAAGCUCACCUGGGGCUUGGAGAACCCGGCCCACGGCGAGGACAAACCGGAACUGUGGCAGAUGCCGCUCAUCCGCCAACUCGCGGGCCUCGAUCGGGUCGCCAUCGCAGCGUUUGACCAGUGCAAGCUCGGCCUGGACACGGUGAAGCCCACCAAGAUCCUCUACAGCAGCAACGCCAGUGGCUUUGAAGUUCUGGACGGGCUUCGGUGUGAUCACCCUCCAGGGUCCCAUGGCAGCACCGCCGGGAAGAAGGAGAGGGGCCCGGCCGGCUCCAAGCAGUGGGCCUCCAAGCGCCAAGGCGAAUACACGCCCCACCUCUCCCAGAUCAUCGCUCAUUCUCUGUACCAGGGCUUCCGCGUCAGGGCCCUGGCGGCGAAGGGCCCGAGGACGGAGAGGGACAGGGAGAACAGCCAGGCCUUGGGCGGCAUGCGAAACCCCCGCCGUUCACUCCGCAGGCUGCCCAAGUCGAGAAGGGUGGGUCGGGCCAUCCACAAGCUGCUUCGGAGCUCCAUGCAGCAGUGGCCCGAGCUGGUCGAACCUGCGCUCGCCAUCCUGGAGGGGAGGAAGCCGGAGGAGUUCGACAUGGAUGUGAUCGGCAAGAUCCGGGCAGCAGUGCUCACAACAUUGGGGGCCGACGCGCGGGCCACGACACGCGAACGCACGGCCCCAGCGAGCACGCCACUUCGGGCCGAGAUCUUUGAGGCCUGGGGCAAAGCCACAGACGACCCGGACUCGGCAACACUGGCCGGCUGGCUCGACCACGGGGCGCCCCUUGGCUUGACGGAGGAUAUCCCUUCCACCGGGGUCUUCCCACCGGUGGUGCCUCGGGACCUAAAGCCCCACGAGAAGCUCGACCGCAGGGCUCUUGAGGGCUGGUCCAACUACAAGUCGGCCGAGGAGGAGGCACACGUUCUGGACGAGCUCAUCACCGACUACGAGAGAAGAGGGUUCUGCACGGUGGUUUCCACCCUGGAGGAAGCCAUCGAGAUCCUGGGCGGCCCGCCCGUCCUCAACCGACUCGGCGUCUUGGUGAAAGAAAAGAAGGACGCACAGGGCAACCUGGUGCGAAAGGCCCGGGUCAUUUGGGACCUGAAAGAGUCACAGGUGAACAAGGCGUGCAACCAGGGGGAAAGGAUUAUCCUCCCUAGGCUUCUGGACGUGGUGGCCUCCCUCUUGGCGGCCUAUCGGAGGGGCCGGCCACCCUUCCUGGCGUGCAUCGACAUCCGGGACGCCUUCAUGAAUAUACCAGCCGGGAAGGACCGGCGCUUUACGGUGGCGGCCGUCCCUCGGAAGCGGAACCGAGGCAAGAUGCACAAGCUGGUGCUCUUUAACACGUUGGUGUUUGGAUCGGCGUCCUCACCAACCGUGUGGGGACGCGCCGCAGCGUGGCUUGGAAGAACGACGGCAGCCACGGGGCCAGCCGACACCCAGGUGUACGUCGAUGAUCCGGUCUUUGUGCUGGACGGGCCGCACUUGAAGGUCGCCGCCUCAGACCUGACGGUGGCCCUGCUUUGGGCCGCCGUUUCAGGCUACCCCGUCAAGCUUUCGAAAGCCUGUGGUGGCAAAGACUUGGAAUGGGUGGGCGCGAGGAUCCGGUGCGUCGACGCGGAGGAGGCAGUGAUCGUGACCCUGCCGGCCUCCAAAAUUCAGGCCCUCCUGCAAGACACCGACAAGUUCCUGGGCCGAUCAGUGGUGGGAUCAAGGGAGCUACGCUCCUUCACGGGGGCUCUCUCCUUCGUUGCGGGCCUGGUACCGCACUUGCGGCCGUUCCUGGCUACCUUCUGGGCGGUUUUGACCAGGCAUGAUGUGACGGGUGAAGGUCGGCAUACUUUGUCGACCCGAAGGCUCAUACAUGUCAGGCGGAUCCGCCCGGCACUCUGCUGGGUUCGGGCGCUACUAGCCGGUGGCCCCACCAUCGAGAAGAUCUUCUACGCCAACCCGCCCAAGGUCGACCUGGAGAUCGUCACCGACGCUUGCCCAUGGGGGAUGGGAGGAAUAAGGAGAGAAGGGGGGCGUCCCACGGCCUACUUCUACCUCCACAUCCCAGACGUAGUCCUCCGAAAAUUCGGGGCGGAGCGGGGCCUGCCGAAAUACAACACGCUGUGGGAAGGACUGGCCCUUCUGGUCGCCUUCCGCUUGUGGCUGCCCUCCCUCGUUCACGGCGCCACGUUUCGGGCCAAGUCGGACAACCUCGGGUUCCUCAUGGCACUUGCCAAGGGAAGCGCAAGGUCUGCGGACCUCAAUGUGCUUGCUCGGGAGUUUGCCUUCGACCAGGCGACGCGGGCCUACCACGUGAACGGUUUGGUCCACAUCCCCGGCGUCACGAAUGUGCAGGCGGACGCCCUUUCUCGCCAGUUCGCUCCUGAGGCAAAACGCUUCCCAAAGGAGCUUCUGGAGGUUCCUCGUGACGAGGUCCUCAUCAACGAUCACUUCUGGCAAUGGGUGGCUUGGUCAGUGUGGGCAGGGCUCGAGCCUUAUCCCCUAACACCCGACGGAAUGUACGUCGUCAUGGGUGGGCUCAAAGAGGCAGGCUACCGUUCAGCGAUGCAAUACCUGGACCUUGCCAAGCAAGAACACGUCCAGAAAGGACACCCGUGGACGGACCAGUUGGCCUUAGCGUAUCGGGUUUGCUCGCGCUCCUGCAAGCGAGGGCUUGGUCCAGCCAAACAGGCGGCGGCCCUCCCGCUCGACAAGCUGGCCGGGUUAGACCAGUCACGCUGUCAAGUCCCUUCGGGACCGGCGAGGCCAGUCACCUCCACUAUAGUGGCGUCCUGGUGGCUCUUACGCGAGCUGGAAGCGUCCCGCGCCAAGGUUCGGCACAUUACCCUGGACUUCGGGGCGAAAGUAGCCGCAUGGUUGCUACCGUCGUCCAAGACGGAUGUUGCAGCGCUUGGGGCCACCCGCAAGCACUCUUGUUCCUGCGCCGUUUUACAUCCAGACCUUUGCCCUUUUCACACCCUAGCGUCUCUGGUGCAGGGAAAGCAACCGGAAGAUCCCGUUUUUGUGGACCUGGAUGGAUGCCCACCAUCAAAGCAUGGGUGGGCCGACACAUUCCAACGAAUCGCAGCUUUGCUGGGGCUCCCGUUGUACCAUCACAACGGAGCUCGGGCUUUCACUGGCCACACGGCACGCGCUACAGGAGCGCAGUUCCUAGCCUUUAAAGGAAUCGAAAUUUGGCGCAUCCAAAUUUUUGGGAGGUGGGGAAGCGAAGUGAUUCUCCGAUACGUCCGCGAUGCCCCUCUAGCACAGCUGAACGAGUUGGCCAUCGAGGCUGGCGACAGGGAAACCUUAGCCAAGAUUCGCAGCGAUCUGGACAGGCUUAUGCGGGAGGUCAGACCGUCACUGGCAAUCCCCGAUUCCAGUUGGCACGUUGAGUGCCAGGUUAGGGGCGCGCCGGCGUCAGGCCCGGCGGCCAUCCACACUAGCACGGCCAAGGCCCUCGUCCUCAAUACGGCUCGAGGUGGCAAGCUUCACAAAUGCCUUAGCGAUUUCAGCUCACCCCAGGUGGCGCUGAACCCGAGCUCGUGGCGUACCUGUUGUCUUUGGCCCUUCGCGUCAGGCGACAAAUCCUUUCAAUGGGAGAUGCAAACAUUGCUUCCCCAGCCAGAGGCGGGCUCCGUCGGAAUCGGAGUCAAGCUCCUCUUCCUCCUCCAACUCGAGCACAAGCUCGAGUGA
Symbiodinium sp. CCMP2592 is the source of this 5865-nucleotide messenger RNA. The record is from the annotation of a GenBank genome assembly. NCBI's taxonomy places the organism in Eukaryota, Dinophyceae, Suessiales, Symbiodiniaceae.